Oryza brachyantha (malo sina) is the source of this 2466-nucleotide messenger RNA. Its product is annotated as COBRA-like protein 7. The record is from RefSeq and is a predicted model, not a curated record. Bases 78 to 2096 code for a protein of 672 amino acids. Gene Ontology annotation, biological process: cellulose microfibril organization. Gene Ontology annotation, cellular component: membrane. The transcript has a single exon. NCBI's taxonomy places the organism in Eukaryota, Viridiplantae, Streptophyta, Magnoliopsida, Poales, Poaceae.
UCCAAUCGCUUCUUCUACCUCGCGUCUCCUCUCUCCCCCAAUCGCCACUCCCGCAUUUGCUAGCUCCUGAUACGGCCAUGGCUGGGUGUGCUGGUCCGGUUCCCCAAGCUGUUGUCUUUGGGGUUCUGGUGCUGUUCGCCGGGCUUGCGGCGGCGCAGAGGACGCCGACGCCGACGCCUGCGGCGGCGGCCCCCGCGCCCGACCCUGGCUGCAACGGCAUCCAGCUGACCUACAACUUCGAGAGCCGCACCAAGAUCCGGCCGUACGUGGCGGAUAGGAACAAGCAGCCCUACUCGUUCAAGGCCAACGCCACCGUGCUCAACUCCGGGACCCGCCCGCUCAAGUCGUGGGCGAUGCUCGUCACCUUCGGGUACGGCGAGAUCCUCGUCGGCGUCGACGGCGCCGUGCUCACCGGCGGCGGCGAGAUGCCGUACAACACCACCGGCGACGCCGGCAACGCGACGUCGUUCUCCGGCUACCCACAGACCGACCUCCUCACCCCGAUCGCCACCGCGGGUGACAUCUCGCGGAUCCAGGCCUCGGUCGGCAUCGUCGGCACGCUCUUCGCCGGGCCCGAGCCGUUCGUGCCGCUCCCCACGGCGCUGUCGCUCGACGACCCGGCGUACGCGUGCCCCGCAGCGACCAACGUCUCCUCCGGGAUCCUCUCCACCUGCUGCGUCCUCACCCCGGAGGCGGAGGCCAACGCCACCGUCAUCGACGUCAACGCCACCGACCCGACCAAGAACUUCCUCCCCCGCCGCACCGGCGACCUUGUCAUCACCUACGACGUGCUCCAGGCCUACCCCUCGAGCUACCUCGCGCUGGUCACGCUCGAGAACAACGCCAAGCUCGGCCGCCUCGACAACUGGCGGCUUUCUUGGGAGUGGCGGCGCGGUGAGUUCAUCUACUCAAUGAAGGGUGCAUACCCAUUGGAGAAGGACACGUCCGGCUGCAUCUAUGGGCCGGCAGGGCAAUACUACAAGGACCUUGAUUUCUCCCAGGUGCUCAACUGCGACAAGAAGCCGGUGAUCCUUGAUCUGCCUCUGUCCAGGUACAAUGACACUCAGAUUGGGAAGAUUGACCAUUGCUGCAGGAAUGGCACCAUCCUGCCAAAGUCCAUGGAUGAGAAGCAGUCGAAAUCAGCCUUCCAAAUGCAGGUGUUCAAGAUGCCACCGGACCUGAACCGGACAAAGCUCUUCCCACCGGCCAAUUUCAAGAUCGCCGGCGCAUCAUCACUAAACCCAGACUACACCUGUGGUCAGCCUGUACCCGUCAGUCCCACAGAGUUCCCUGACCCAAGCGGGCUUGACUCAACCACUCUGGCGAUCGCGACAUGGCAGGUGGUAUGCAACAUUACCACGAGCAAGGCGGCAAAGCCCAAGUGCUGUGUGACAUUCUCGGCGUACUACAAUGACUCGGUGAUCCCCUGCAACACCUGUGCCUGUGGAUGUCCUGCGAAACAAGGUCCUACUUGCAGCACAACUGCUCAAUCUAUGAUGCUGCCACCAGAGGCGCUGCUUGUGCCGUUCGACAAUCGCACACAGAAGGCGUUAGCGUGGGCUGAGUUGAAGCACUACAAUGUGCCUAGGCCAAAACCUUGCGGUGAUUAUUGUGGUGUGAGCAUCAAUUGGCACAUAUCAACGGACUACAACAAUGGCUGGAGCGCUCGGAUGACAUUGUUCAAUUGGGAUAACGUCGACUUGGCAAACUGGUUUGCUGCUAUUGUCAUGGAUAAGGCUUAUGAUGGUUUUGAGAAGGCAUACUCUUUCAAUAGCACAACAGUGGGCCAGAACACCAUCUUCAUGCAGGGCCUGGAGGGGCUCAAUUACCUGGUGAAGCAGACCAACAUGAGUGGAUCGGAUUACCUUGUGCCUGGGAAGCAGCAGUCAGUCCUCUCAUUCAGCAAGAAGCUGACUCCUGGCAUCAACGUUGUCGCUGGAGAUGGUUUCCCUUCAAAGGUCUUCUUCAAUGGCGAUGAGUGUUCAAUGCCUCAAAGGAUUCCAAUGAGCAAUAGUGGAUUCAGGACCCAUCUCAGCAGUGUCCUCUCUUUGGUUUUGGUCCUAGCUGCUUCGGCCUUUGUAUUGCUUCACCAAUAAUACUGGCCGUUGCUAUGAUUCUUUGAUUCUUUCAGGUGGUUUGAUCAGCGCCAUUUGUAAGAAACCUUUUUGUUUCUGGCGGUUUACUAGAUGUGUAAUGGUUGCUAUGUGGCAGCAUCAGGCAGCAAUUGUGCGACGAGAUGAACUGCAAGGGAAGGGGAGGAAACAUUGUUGCAGACUUGCAACAUAGCAUUAGGAUCACUUUCCUGAAUCCUGAUGAUAUUUACUACCUUUUUACAUCAAGAUGAGUGAUAUUGUACAUUUCUGAUUAAGUUGGUGUAGUUGCCAGGAAUGUCUUAUGUUUAGUUGUGUCAUAUACAUAAUACAUUUUGCACUUCGGUGCUGGUUCAUCAAACCGUUUGUCUGCCCA